AUGCCUCUCUCGGCUAUCAAGACGGUCGCAAAGGCUCAGAACGGCGUAGGAGCCUUUGUCCUGCCGUGCAAGUCCAUCACCUUCCACUACUGCAACUGGUGGGGGUCGUCGAAAGGCAUGAACGCCUUCCUCAAAGCCUCUCUCCCCGCCUUCGCCAAGCGCAACCCUCAGAUCGAAAUUUCCGUCAGCCCGCGGCCACGCCACCACCCCGUAAUCAUCGCAAACUACAUCAACGGCGCCCAACGGUCAAUAUGUGUGAGGAAUCUGCAAAAUGAGGGUGUAAGGGAAAAGGCAGAGAUGUUACGGAACAGCACAGGAGAGAAGAACAGGAGACUGGAUGGACGACCAGUGAAGAGUCUGAACGAGAACGUCCGGGGCAUCUGGAGUCCGUUCCACGGCAGCAAAAUCAACAUGUGA
Messenger RNA from Alternaria ethzedia, 417 nucleotides. RefSeq lists its product as uncharacterized. The coding region runs from base 1 to 417 and encodes 138 amino acids. Gene Ontology annotation, biological process: mitochondrial translation. The record is from RefSeq and is a predicted model, not a curated record. Gene Ontology annotation, molecular function: structural constituent of ribosome. Lineage: Eukaryota; Fungi; Ascomycota; Dothideomycetes; Pleosporales; Pleosporaceae. The transcript is spliced from 2 exons. Gene Ontology annotation, cellular component: mitochondrial large ribosomal subunit.